Molecule: messenger RNA, 2729 nt
Organism: Phalaenopsis equestris
Lineage: Eukaryota; Viridiplantae; Streptophyta; Magnoliopsida; Asparagales; Orchidaceae
Product: pentatricopeptide repeat-containing protein At1g80150, mitochondrial
Exons: 2
Coding region: 498-1844 (448 amino acids)
Cellular component (GO): chloroplast
Molecular function (GO): protein binding
Source: RefSeq, a predicted model, not a curated record
CCGGUUUAGAUUCUUGGCGGUGUUAGCUCCACGCCGUCCGAUGCUGCGGAAGCUGUGCUUUGGCCUUCGGGCUACCCACAUCCCCUCCUUGCUUUCUCCAGCUUAUGCCAGGUUUUUCUCAGGUUUUUCUCCGGCCGAAAUCUUCGACACUUCUUACCAAUCCACGAGUUUUUUCUAAAAAAAUGAUCAUAUUAAUCCCGUUGUAUCAUCCUCGUCCCGAAAAUCGUCGAAAGUGAGCUUUUUGAUCUUCCCUUUUCUAUCAAUUACUUUGAAUUUUCUUCUUAUGGACUUUCAAAUAUGUAAUUUAUCAUCUAUUUCCUCUUAACUUCCUUCCCCUCGAAAUUCCCGAUUCUAUAUUUGUCUGUUGUCAACAUAUCCGGAACUCCGCCGAUUCUUCGCAAGUCUCGCUUUAGACCGUCUCUACUCCCACUUCAGCUGUUUAGGUGUUCGACAAAUUGCCGCAAUGGGUAGGCUUCCAUCCACGAGUGGAUGAGAUCAUGUUCUCUCUGACUAAUCUGCGCAGACUUUGUGCCGCCAUUGAUGCCUUUGCUGCAACUUGCAUCGCUGCCAGCAUCUCAAAGGCGAGAACCAAAACCGAUAUUGCGAUUUCAGCCCAGGCGUCGAACGAUAACUUUCCCACCAUUGCUGCAUGCAAAGCUGCUGCUUUGAAGAAACAGGUAAAGCAGGAAGCUGUAAAAGAUCCAUCUUUAUGCGCUGUUAGCUCUCAGGAUUCAAUUCCCCUCGCCGAACCCGCGCUUGUGCAAAUAAAGGCUGAAAGAGAUCCAGAAAAGCUGUUUCAGCUUUUCAAUGCAAAUGCUGAGAACCGUCUUGUAGUGGAAAACCGCUUCGCCUUUGAGGAUACAGUAUCCCGGCUUAAAGGAGCCCGCAGGUUUGAUCUCAUUGAGAAGCUUCUUGAGCAUCAGAGAACACUUCCUCAGGGCCGGCGUGAGGGUUUUGUCCUCAGGAUCAUUAUGCUUUAUGGAAGGGCCAGAAUGGCUGAUCAUGCCCUUAGAACCUUUGAAGAGAUGCAUCUCUUUGGAUGUCCUCAGACUGCCAAGUCUUUCAAUGCUGUACUGAAGGUUUUAUCAGAAAACCGGAGAUUUGAGGAGGCACAAGUGCUUUUCAGCAAGGCCUUGACUAAGUUUGGGAUUGAAUUGGAUGUCAUUUCAUAUAAUACCAUUAUCAAGGUUUUGUGUGAGAUGGAUAGCUUAGAUUCUGCCUACUUAGUCAUGUUAAAGAUGGAGAAGGCUAAAAUCAUGCCUGAUGUGGUGACAUACACUACACUUAUGUCUGCCUUCUAUAAGCAUGGUCACCGUGAGGUUGGUGACGGUUUGUGGAACCUGAUGGUACUCAAAGGUUGCUCACCAAAUUUAGCAACCUAUAAUGUAAGAAUCCAGUUUCUGAUUAAUAGGAGAAGAGGAUGGCAAGCCAAUGAUUUGGUUCAAAAGAUGACUUCUACUGGUAUUAGACCUGAUGAGCUGACCUAUAAUCUUAUUAUCAAAGGUUUUUGCAUGAUGGGAGAACUUGAUAUGGCAAAGAGGAUCUUUUUGGCGAUGGAUGGAAGGGGAUGCAAGCCAAAUGAGAAAGUCUACCAGACGAUGGUUCAUUAUUUUUGUAAAGGAGGUGAGUUUGAUGUGGCAUUCAGGCUUUGUAAGGAUAGCAUGAAAAAAAAUUGGUUUCCAAAUGUUGAUACUAUUGAUAACCUGUUGAAAGGUCUCAUGAAAAUUUCAAAGGAAGGGAGUGCUAGGGAAAUCUUCAAGUUGGUUAGGAAGAAGCAACCACCAUACUCAAUUGAGGAAUUGAAGGCCUUCCAAGACAUUUUAUUCAUUGGCAAGACUCUUUAAAAGUAAUGGGGUUUGGAUUUUGCCCUCACAUAUCCUGUCACUAGAGAAGAACCAUGAGAGUUCCCUAGAAUUCAUUCUUUCAGUUGAAUUUUUGCUGGGGCAAAUAUUUAACCUGGUAUUGAAGAUGUGCUCUGCAAUUCUUCCGUUCUUUUCAAAGAAGAUUCUGAGCUAAAAUAUUCAGUGCAGAAUCUGAUAGCAUAUUCCUUCAAGAUAUUUGGUUUAACAAGCCAAACAGUUAAGAAGCUAUUUCUCAACUCUAUCUAUGAAGGCUUUUUAUUCUUACUGGGGAGAAGCUCAGCUCAUUGACACAAACUAUCUGGGUGUUGCCAAUCUGGAUGAUGUAAUAGUGAAAAUUAAAGACAAUGUGAUGUUGGGAUGAUUAGUCGAAACAACCGGAGUGAUGAUGCGAUUCUGAGCUAAGAUAGUCUACAUUUUCACGAUGUUGGCUCGACAUGUGGUGCUGAGUCAUGAGAUACGAUGACACUGGUUCGAGUAACUUGCAUGGUUGUAGAAGAUGGUGGUGACAAUGAUGCAGAGUUGGUUCUGCUUGUAGUGCUUGUAUCAGUCCCUGUUAUGUGCAUGAGAGAGUGAUGGUAGGGAGAGGCUGAGAAAGGCAAUUAAGGUUCAUUUGUGAUGGCUUGUUUACAUUUGUAUUCUUUUCAGAAAAUUGGCAUAAUUUGGUCUAGCUACAUUUUUUUACUAUUUUUUCAGCAAUUUUUAUGGUGAGAAGUAAUAUUUUAGAAUCAGAUCUGUUAUAGUUGUUAAUUUAUUUUGAAGUGGACAAAGGCUAUGUAUCUGCACCAUAUUUUUCGAACAAAUGAUUUUUCCUUACAGCAAUUGUAUAAUUAAUUGAUAGGCAGUUACAACGUUUCUAAGGGACCCUAA